AUGUCAAAGUUUAGCGCACUUUUCAUUGUGGCCAUUCUUCUGUGCUUCAGUCUCAAAUCUGCAGCUCACCCUGAUUCCACUUUGACGAAAGCACAAUUCAAAAAAGGAAGCAACUGCGAAGCUUUUCAGGAAGUAGCUGUAAGGCUUUUCUUUAGCUGCUUAAGAAAGGAAGCAACUGCGAGGCUUUUUCAGGAAGCAGCUGCAAGGCUUUUCUUUAGCUACUUGAUGCAUGAUGAUAAAGUUGAAAAUGAUGAAGGAAUAUGUGGAGGGGCAGAGGAAGAGGAUUGCUUGAAGAGGAGGACAAUGGAGGCUCAUAUUGACUAUAUUUAUACUCAGAGUAAAGAUCAUCCAUGA
Molecule: messenger RNA, 354 nt
Organism: Nicotiana tabacum (common tobacco)
Lineage: Eukaryota; Viridiplantae; Streptophyta; Magnoliopsida; Solanales; Solanaceae
Source: RefSeq, a predicted model, not a curated record